AUGGGGGCGGGGCCUGGCGCCAGGAGGAGCUGCUUGGGCACGGGGCGGGGUGGGGGCGGGACCUGGGCCCCGCCCUGCAGAGGAGCCACCUGCCCGGAAGGGCGGGGCAGGGGGCGGGGCCCCGUCAUGCCCCAGGUUCCCCGGUCCCUGUGGGGGCUGGUGGAGCAGCACGUGCAGCCCCCUGAGCGGGCAGAGGUGAAGAGGAUCCUGGGCGAGGCCGCAGUGGACCUGAGCCUGGAGUUGCGGUCAGAGGUGGAAAUCCUGGAGGCCCUCCUGGAGGAGGAGUGCCAGGCGGCCUGUGGUGCUGGCCCCGCCUCCCCCUCCGCCCCCUUCUCCUUCCUGACCCCGCCCCCGCGGGUCCGGGACUUGGUGCGGAGAGAGCUGAGGCUGUUGCUGAGCGGGCUUCAGCUCAAGGCGGAGCAGGAGGGCAGGUCCUCGCCCGCCAAGGCCUGGGUUCACUACAGCCCCAGAGUACUUCGCUUUGCCCUUGGAGACCCCAGGAACGGUCCGGAGGACGAGCUGGAGACCAGGCUGCCGGGGACCCGGGGGCUCAGCAGCGGCCAGGACCUCAGUGCAAUCAAGGAUUGCCUCAACGUGACCAACAUUGACCAGGUCAUCCAGCAUCUCCGGACCCUCCUGAAGGAGGAGUGCUGUGCUCUGGAGAGAAAGAUCAAAGCCCUGCAGCGCUGCCUGGAGAAUGUGCACAACUCGGUGGCAGAAUCCUCUCUGAUGCUGGAGCCCACCCUGGCAGAACUCAAAGAGCAAAAGAAAGCCAUGGAACAGGAGCUCCAGGGACCCUCAACACCCAUGGGCUCUUGUCACAGCUGGCAAGGGAGCAAGAGCCAAGAUGCUGGCUGGCAAAAGCUGGGGAGGCAGAGGACACUCUUGCACAGGAGCCAGGACCUGCCCUUUUCCGGGCAGCAGUCCCAGGGGUCCCGGAGUUGUGGCCUGCUGCCAGCCCUUUCCCCUGCUUCCCGUUCCCCUAGGCCUCCUUGGCCACGGGCCUCAGGCCCCUCUUACUACCAGAGCCGCUGGGGCCGCCGCCUUCAGGCCCGUCCCCAUGAAGGGCCACUGACCAGCGGGGGGCCUCAUGCAGGGACCCCAUCCUGAUGGCUGCGGCCUGGGAGCCGGGACCCUUGCUGGGGAAUAAAGGAUCAAGAGAGACAUGUGUGGGUCUGUGUCUGUGUCUGCCCUUGCUGCCCCAGUCUGCUCCCGGACCUCCUGUCGGGCCGGGGCUCUGAGCUGGUAGCUGGCUGUGGAGCGGACCCAGAGACCCCUGUCCGCUGCCCGCUGCCCAUGGGAAAAACAACAGCAGUCCAAAGUCAGGAAUAAAAAUUUCAUUAAACCCUAGCAGUGCACCGGCCAGGCUGGGCCAGGGCUGAGCCCCACCCUUAUGGCCAAAGGGAAUUAGAGGAGACACACAGCAGGGGGACCGAGGACAGGGCCAGUAUGCAGGCCAAGGAAGACAGGCGGGCUGGGCGGGCACUGGGGCUUGCCCUCUAGCCCCGGGCAGGCCCAUUUGGCACCAUCACUUGA
Molecule: messenger RNA, 1536 nt
Organism: Sarcophilus harrisii (Tasmanian devil)
Lineage: Eukaryota; Metazoa; Chordata; Mammalia; Dasyuromorphia; Dasyuridae
Gene: CCDC24
Product: coiled-coil domain containing 24
Exons: 9
Coding region: 1-1110 (369 amino acids)
Source: RefSeq, a predicted model, not a curated record